Molecule: messenger RNA, 2977 nt
Organism: Elaeis guineensis (African oil palm)
Lineage: Eukaryota; Viridiplantae; Streptophyta; Magnoliopsida; Arecales; Arecaceae
Product: urease
Biological process (GO): urea catabolic process
Cellular component (GO): urease complex
Molecular function (GO): urease activity; nickel cation binding
Source: RefSeq, a predicted model, not a curated record
UGGACACGUGUAAGGAUCACAGUACUACUAUGUAAGCCGAACGGCCCAAGUCUUCCAUCGUUUUAAUUCUUCUCCGGCCGGCAAAGAGGGGGAAAGCGACGACGUUCUUUUUCCCGCUUUCUUUCUGACACUGCACUCAGCAGUCGCGGACGACGCAGAUCAAUCUGAAAAAUGAAGCUGGUACCAAGAGAGGUUGAGAAGUUAGCUCUGCACAAUGCUGGUUUCCUAGCACAGAAACGUCUGGCUCGUGGCCUGCGACUUAAUUACACCGAGGCAGUAGCCCUUAUAGCAACUCAGAUUCUUGAGUUUGUUCGUGAUGGAGAUAGAACCGUUUCCGAGUUAAUGGACACUGGGAAACAGCUUUUGGGGAGGCGGCAAGUUCUACCAGCUGUUCCACACCUUUUAGAUACUGUACAGGUUGAGGGAACCUUCAAGGAUGGGACAAAAUUAAUCACCAUACAUGAUCCUGUUGCGUGUGAUGAUGGAAAUCUGGAGCUUGCAUUACAUGGUUCUUUCCUUCCAGUCCCGUCACUUGAUAAGUUUGUUCAGAAUAUAGAUGAUAGCCAUCCUGGUGUCAUAGUUUUUGGAUCUGGGAAAAUCGUACUUAAUAUGGGAAGGAAGACUGUGACACUGAAAGUUGUCAACAAGGCAGAUAGGCCCAUUCAGAUCGGGAGCCAUUAUCACUUUAUUGAAGUGAACCCCUACUUGGUUUUUGAUAGAAGAAGAGCCUAUGGUAUGAGACUAAACAUAUUGGCUGGAGCAGCUACACGAUUUGAGCCAGGUGAUGCCAAAUGUGUAUCUCUUGUCAGCAUUGGGGGUGCAAGAGUUAUUAGAGGUGGAAAUGGCAUUGCAGAUGGUCCUGUUGAUGCUUCCCAACUUGAAAAGGUGAUGGAAGAUGUGAUUGUAAAAGGUUUGGGGAAUGAACAUCAGCCAGAUGCAAGUGAAGGAAUUGUUGGAGGAAAUUCUAGCUUUACUGUUGAAGUUUCACAUGAAGCCUAUGCAAACAUGUAUGGACCCACUACUGGCGAUAAGAUACGGCUUGGUGACACUGAGCUAUAUGCAGAAAUUGAAAAGGAUUUUGCAGUUUAUGGUGAUGAAUGUGUAUUUGGAGGUGGAAAGGUUUUACGUGAUGGAAUGGGACAGGCUACAGGCUAUCCAACAUCCUCGUGCCUAGACACAGUUAUCACAAAUGCUGUUAUUAUUGACUACACAGGAAUAUACAAGGCAGAUGUUGGGAUAAAAGGAGGACUUAUUGUUGCCAUUGGGAAGGCAGGGAAUCCUGAUGUCAUGGAUGGUGUGCAGCAAAACAUGAUUGUGGGGGUUGGUACUGAAGUUAUUGCAGCAGAGGGCAUGAUUGUAACUGCUGGAGGCAUAGAUUGUCAUAUCCACUUCAUAUGCCCUCAAUUAGCACAAGAGGCAAUAUCAAGUGGUAUCACAACACUGGUGGGAGGUGGGACAGGACCAGCAGAUGGAACUCGUGCAACCACCUGUACUCCUGCACCAUUCCAAAUGCAAUUGAUGCUGCAGUCAACUGAUGAUUUGCCAAUCAAUAUUGGCUUCACAGGCAAGGGUAACAGUGCAAAACCAGAUGGGUUACUUGAGAUCAUAAAAUCAGGGGCAAUGGGUCUGAAACUGCAUGAAGACUGGGGAAGCACUCCUGCUGCAAUAGACAACUGUUUAACAGUUGCAGAAGCUUUUGAUAUUCAAGUCAAUAUCCACACAGACACCUUGAAUGAAUCGGGAUGUGUGGAACACACAAUUGCUGCAUUUAAGGAUAGGACAAUACAUACCUAUCACAGUGAAGGUGCAGGUGGUGGUCAUGCUCCUGAUAUCAUUAAAGUAUGUGGUGUAAAAAAUGUCUUACCCUCAUCAACAAAUCCAACUCGACCUUUUACUUCAAAUACCGUAGAUGAGCACCUCGACAUGCUGCUGGUUUGUCAUCACCUUGAUAAGAACAUUUGCGAAGAUGUAGCAUUUGCUGAGUCUCGGAUCCGGGCCGAAACAAUUGCUGCUGAAGACAUUUUGCAUGACAUGGGGGCCAUCAGUAUCAUAUCUUCUGAUUCACAAGCUAUGGGUCGUGUUGGUGAGGUGAUUACUCGGACAUGGCAAACUGCUCAUAAGAUGAAGAUGCAAAGAAGAAGAUCAAUUGAAUCCAGUGGGUCCAACAAUGAUAAUUUCCGAAUCAAGCGAUACAUAGCAAAAUAUACUAUAAAUCCAGCCAUAGCCAAUGGUUUUUCUAACCACGUUGGCUCCAUUGAGGUAGGGAAACUUGCUGAUCUUGUCAUCUGGAAACCUUCAUUCUUUGGUGCAAAACCAGAAAUGGUGAUUAAAGGUGGUGUGAUUGCAUGGGCUAAUAUGGGUGAUCCAAAUGCUAGCAUUCCUACACCAGAACCGGUGAUGAUGAGGCCUAUGUUUGGUGCGUUUGGGAAAGCUGCCAGCUCCAACUCAAUUGCUUUUGUGAGCAAGGUUGCAAAAGAUUUGGGCGUUGCAAAUGAGUAUGGCCUCAAAAAAAGGGUGGAAGCUGUUGGUAAUGUGCGCGGCUUGACGAAGCUGGACAUGAAGCUCAAUGAUGCACUACCCAAGAUGGACGUUGACCCUGAGACGUACAUGGUGACAGCCGAUGGUGAAGCUCUCAAAUGUGAGCCGGCAUCCUCUGUGCCCCUAUCUCGAAAUUACUUCCUCUUUUAGCUGCAGGUGGAGUUGGUGGUCCCAAACACCAGGAAACCAUGAUUAAACGAAUACAACAGAAUGCCUUUGUUGUAUACUAUAACAGGCAGCUCUCUGUGCUGAAAUAUCUAGAAUUUUUUAGAAUAUUUAUAUUUGAGGACCGAAAAUUUGAAUAAUGAUAUAUGAAGAGGACUAUUAUAUCAUUAUAGGAUAGAUUACUUCUAAUAAGUAUAAUUAGUUAUUAUGAUAAUAAAUAAAUGUUCGACUUUCUAACUGUAACUCAUAAUAAUCGGAACUCGUUGCAGUAGUG